AUGGCCACACCACAACCGACACAAUUCCCCCUCCCCCCGCUCCUAACCCACCCCUCCUGCUCCGCGCCAGAGCUCAUCACCCAAGGCGCCGAAGCCCGCCUCUACAAAACCACCUUCCUCGCCCCCUCCACCCCGUCCGCCCUCAAGUACCGGCCGCCGAAGCCCUACCGCCACCCAACCCUCGACGCCCGCCUCACCCGCGCCCGCAUCCUCGCCGAGGCCCGCGUCCUCGCAAAAUGCCGCCGCGAGGGCUGCCCCGUCCCCGCCCUCUACGCCCUCGACGAGGCCGCCGGCUGGAUCAUGCUCGAGUGGAUCCCCGGCGCCCCCGUCCGCGUGCGCAUCAACGAGUGGCUCGACUCCGUCGUUCCCAGCCAGCGCCUGGCUGGAGUUCCCGAGGAAGAGACAGACGAUAAGGUCAUGGCGGACACACGAGAAGCAACAACAACAACAACACCAGAAGAAAAGGCCGCCGCCGCAGCUCCACGACGAGACGCCACGGAAAUCAAGAACCUGAUGAGCAGGAUGGGCGCCGCCGUCGGCAAGAUGCACAAGAUCGGGAUCGUACACGGGGACCUCACCACAUCCAACAUGAUGCUCCGCCCGCCAAAGCCUGCUGCCACUACCGCAAACGGGGAGGAGGCCUCGAAAUUGGACGGGGAGAUCUUCAUCAUCGACUUUGGAUUGGCGAGCCAGAGCACCUCCGACGAGGACCGCGCGGUCGAUCUCUAUGUCCUCGAGCGCGCUUUCGGCAGCACGCAUCCCCGCGCCGAGGAAUACUUCCAGGAUCUGCUGGACGCCUAUCGCGCAUCAUACAAGCAGGCCCCCACGACUCUCAAGAAGCUCGAAGACGUCAGGAUGAGGGGCAGGAAGAGGAGCAUGAUUGGUUGA
This is a messenger RNA of Colletotrichum siamense, 888 nucleotides long. RefSeq names its product EKC/KEOPS complex subunit BUD32 (gene BUD32). The transcript has a single exon. The coding region runs from base 1 to 888 and encodes 295 amino acids. The record is from RefSeq and is a predicted model, not a curated record. Gene Ontology annotation, molecular function: ATP binding; protein serine/threonine kinase activity. Lineage: Eukaryota; Fungi; Ascomycota; Sordariomycetes; Glomerellales; Glomerellaceae. Gene Ontology annotation, biological process: protein phosphorylation. Gene Ontology annotation, cellular component: nucleus; cytosol; EKC/KEOPS complex.